AUGUUGUCAAGAGUGUUGAAGAAAGUGGAAUCUACCGAUACCUUUUGCAAGGAGACGAGAGAUGAAGUGAAAUCAAUGGGGCAAGUGGUAAGUUCUCACUCCACCUCCAUUAAACAAUUGGAGUCUCAACUUGGCCAAAUCUCGUCUAUCCUCAAUCAAAGGCAAAAAGGUACACUUCCAAGUGAUACGAUAGCGAACCUAGCAAAUGAUGAACACAAGUUGAAUGCUAUCACAACGAGGAGUGGUAAGCAAGUUGGGGAGGAGACCGUGUUGAAAAAGUAUGUUGUGGUUGAUGAUGAUUGGGUUGUUGGUGAACCAAUGGUUGUUGAAAAGCAAGUUGAGCCAACAAAGAAGAGGGUUACUUUUGAAGAGCCCAUUGUGGUAGAGAAGGGUCCCGAAAGUGGUAAAGCCACGGGAGAUGAGAAGUUGGAUGAUGAGGCACCUCAAACAAUGAAAACUAUUCCCAAGACUCCACCACCAUUCCCUCAAAGAUUAGCCAAAGAAGCGGAUGAUGGGAAAUUUCUCAAGUUCAUUGAAUGGUUGAAGGGGCUUUCAAUUAAUAUUCCAUUGGUCGAGGCACUUGAACAAAUGCCCGGUUAUGCAAAGUUCAUGAAGGAUCUAGUGAAAAAGAGAAGGAGCUCAAGCUUUGAAACCAUGGGAGGCACUCAUCAUUAUAGUGCAAUUGUUACCAAAGCUUUGGUCCAAAAGAAAGAAGAUCCCGGAGCCUUCAUAAUUUCAUGCACAGUCGGAAAAUACAAGUUUGCAAUAGCUCUAUGUGAUCUUGGAGCAAGCAUCAAUUUGAUGUCGCUUGCUAUAUUCAACAAGUUGGGUUUGGGCACUCCCCGUCCCACUACGAUGAGAUUACUUAUGGCGGAUAGAACCGUAAAGAGGCCCGUCGGCAUUCUUUAUGAUGUACUUGUGAGAGUGGACCGGUUUAUUUUUUUGGUCGAUUUUGUGAUCUUGGAUUGCGAAGUUGACUUUGAAGUGCCCAUAAUCUUGGGAAGACCAUUCUUAGCUACGGGGCAUGCCCUCGUGGAUAUGGAGAGAGGUGAUUUGAAAUUGAGAAUGAAUGAUGAAGUGGUCACCUUCCACAUUUGCAAAUUUAUGAAGCAACCGGCGAAUAUGAGUGUCGUAUCGGUUAUUGAUACCAUUGAUGAAGCCAUCGAAUCAACCGUAGAACAUGAACAUAUGGGUGAGAUGCUAGCGGUAGUCUUGAUGAAUUAUGAUAGGGAUGAUGAUGAAGAGUUUGAGGAGACGGCGAACGCUUUGAUUGGGUUGGGGUCAUAUCACUACAAUCCAAAGAAACUUGAUCUUGAUUUAGAGAACCGGGCAUCUCCUCCCGCAAAGCCCUCCAUUAUUGAGCCUCUUACUUUGGAAUUCAAACCUCUUCCUUCACAUUUGAUGGUGAUCUUGAGGAGAUAUAAGAAAGCUAUUGGUUGGUGUAUUGCGGAUAUCCAAGGGAUUCCGCCCGGCAUUUGUACUCACAAGAUCCAACUUGAUGAAGAGUGUGAACUAAGCAUCAAACAUCAAAGGAGGUUGAAUCCUCCUAUGCAAGAGGUAUUGAAGACCGAGAUCAUCAAGUGGUUGGAUGCUGGGGUUGUGUAUCCGAUAGCGUAUACCUCUUGGGUAAGUCCGGUCCAAUGUGUCCCCAAGAAGGGUGGAAUAACUGUGGUGCUAAAUGCUAAAAAUGAAUUGAUCCCUACACGCUCGGUCACCGGAUGGCGGGUAUGCAUGGAUUAUAGGAAGCUGAACAAAUGGACCAAAAAGGAUCACUUCCAAAUGCCUUUCAUGGAUCAAAUGCUUGAUAGGCCUGCAGGAAGAGAUUAUUAUUGCUUCCUUGAUGGUUAUUCCGGAUACAAUCAAAUCAAAAUUGCUCCCGAAGACCAGGAGUAA
This is a messenger RNA of Lycium ferocissimum, 1893 nucleotides long. RefSeq lists its product as uncharacterized. The record is from RefSeq and is a predicted model, not a curated record. The coding region runs from base 1 to 1893 and encodes 630 amino acids. The transcript has a single exon. NCBI's taxonomy places the organism in Eukaryota, Viridiplantae, Streptophyta, Magnoliopsida, Solanales, Solanaceae.